Messenger RNA from Rubroshorea leprosula, 1265 nucleotides. Lineage: Eukaryota; Viridiplantae; Streptophyta; Magnoliopsida; Malvales; Dipterocarpaceae. The record is from the annotation of a GenBank genome assembly.
ACUACACCUUUUCUUGCUUCAUCUACAGAAGUAAAAAAGGAAAUCCGACUCAGAGCUACAAAGUGCAAACCCUAUUCCUCCGUCACAAUGCACGCAAAAACCGACUCGGAGGGAACGAGUCUCGACUCCUCGUGGCCGCCACGAUCGCCUAGACGGCCGGUCUACUACGUGCAGAGCCCGUCAAACCACGAUGUCGAAAAAAUGUCAUACGGGUCGAGCCCGACAGGUUCCCCACCGCACCACUACUACCACUGCUCACCCAUUCAUCAUUCCCGGGAAUCCUCCACCUCGAGGUUCUCGGCGUCACUCAAGAACCCUAGGAACCUCUCUGCCUGGAAGCACGUCCAGCUGGGUCACGAACGAGAUGAUGACGACAGCGACGAAAUGGACGGUCGUCAUGACGGUGGUGCCAAAUUCAGGCUGUAUGUUUGCCUUGUUCUGAUGUUUGUUCUUUUGUUCAUGAUCUUCUGUUUGAUUCUCUACGGUACCGGUAGAGCUUACCAGCCUGAAAUCUCAGUCAAGAACAUGGUUUUCGAGAGCUUCUUCGUGCAGGCCGGCAAUGAUCAAUCAGGUGUGCCAACAGAUAUGCUGUCUUUGAAUUCAACGGUCAAGAUUUCAUUCAAAAACCCAGCCACCUUCUUUGCCGUCCACGUAACCUCCACUCCAUGGGAACUCAGCUAUUUCCAGCUCAAGUUAGCCUCUGGACAGUAAAUUAAUGUACCAAAAUAUGUGGUGGGUUUAUAAUUUUGUUGCAAUUAAUGGUAGAUGAAGAAGUUUACACAAUCAAGAAAGAGUAAGAGAACGAUUGUAAGAGUGGUGCAAGGGCAUCAAAUACCAUUGUAUGGGGGGAUACCAGUUCUUUUGAAUGCCAUGCAGCACCUGAAUAGUGUAUCAGUGCCAUUGAACCUGACUUUCACAAUGAGGUCCAGAGCUUACAUUUUGGGCAAACUGGUGAAGACCAAAUUCUAUAAGAGAAUCAGAUGUUCUGUUGUUCUGAGAGGCAACAAGCUCGGAAAGGCACAUGAUCUGACAAAUUCAUGCAGUUAUCAGUGAGAAUACUGGUUAGACAUAUCUAUCGGCAAUUUGGCAACUUAAAACUUCAUUUACUAAACUUCUUGACAUGCAAAAAACUCUCACUGCUCUUGGAUGUUUCAAAAUUGAGGAUAGAUUCUUGCUUUCUGCUUUCUGCUUUCUGUUUUUUGUUUGCUAUGUAAAUUCUACAGUUGUAUUUCUAACUUUUUUUGGAAGAAAUCGGGGAAUUUUUU